Molecule: messenger RNA, 1969 nt
Organism: Lethenteron reissneri (Far Eastern brook lamprey)
Lineage: Eukaryota; Metazoa; Chordata; Hyperoartia; Petromyzontiformes; Petromyzontidae
Source: RefSeq, a predicted model, not a curated record
CACAAUGAACCGUGCAGCGGCCACCGAUGCGAGGUGAAUACGGGACAGAUGCUGCGACAGGUGGCCUACUGGCCAAAAAUGGGGGAAGACAUACACAAACAUGUGUCCAACUGUCUCGUGUGUUGGAAUGGCAGCCCUCCUGCUCACGCUCCUGCUAACGUACCUUGCCAAGCUAGAAGGGAGCCAAGAGCUGAUCAAGCCAGGACCAGAAUCCGGGGUGAUGCUGAGAGACUCCUCCAGCUUCCUAGUAACCGAAACGAAAAUAGUAACCCAACAAGUCUAUGUCUCCUUGGAACCUGCCUUGGUGGUAAAGAAGCACUUCGGGAAGUUACCACCCCAAGCCACCCAAGCAACCCGAAUAUGGUAUUAUGACUUCCUAAGAUAUAGUGAACAGAAUAUCGGAACGAUCCUGAAGCAAUUACAAAGAACCAUGAUACUUCCCCCCACCACUGUCAACCUAACACGUUCCAAGAGGUCUAUCGGCCUGGGAGGGGUCUUUGGAAUACUAUCCGGUUUUAGCUCCUUAAUCACACUAGGAGUUUCCAUAUCCAACGCCGUAAAGAUUGGACACCUCACGCAAGGUAUCGAGAAUUUACAGCUCGAUAUGCAUCAGAUCCAUCAGCAAAUACAACACCAACAAAAGAAUCUGGUCGAAAUGGGAUCCACCCUCCGAGACACCGUGGUUCUCGUAAACCUACAUUCUAUCAUGAUUAACUUAACAUUCCAAGAAUUGAGUUCUGCAAUCCGAGGUCUAUACGAAGAAGAGAGUAUUCGAGAGCCAAUUCAGUGGGUGAUCCAAGACUUGUUGCGUAGCAUCAGCGGCAGCGUCAGUGAUCUUAUACAAGGACAAAUUCCGUCAUAUCUGGUAACUCCAACACUGAUAAAAGAUGUGCUACAAGCAGCAUCCCCGGAAACAAUCAGUCCAACUCAAGUACAAAUUGCCUUCAACAUGGGUACAGCCACACCCAUACAUGUGGACCCCCAAACUAGACAGCUGGCAUUUUUGCUAAAUUUACCCCUGGUCAAACCCGGAAAUGUAUUUCGAUUGCGGACAGUAUUGAACGUGGGUACAUGGAAUAACGACAUUUACUCCAAGAUGGAAACUCCCUUAGUGGUGGCCUACCAGGAAGAAGGCCCCCUUAAGUACCUGGUGCCUGACCUAAACCUGUGUCAAAUAAUGAAAGAGGUUCAUUGGCUCUGCCCAGGGGAACCAUUUCUGACCAAUACAGCAGAACUAAUGUGUGGUCUGUCAAACCUAAGCUCCAAGGAAGCUUGCAAGUUUAAGCUAAGUAAACCCAAAGAAAGAACCGGAACAGUGGCCAUGAUAGCUAAUGCCCAGUGGUUGAUUAGCACCCCUCUAGACACGGCAAUUGUUUCCACCGAUCAACACUCCAUAACCAUGGAAGUUCCGAUUCCAAGCCACGUCGCACUGGUCACAAUACCAAGAGGAACAUUCGUACGCAUAGGGGACAAGGUAUUAUAUAACCUAGACAAAAGCCUACACCAAGCGGAGGUAGAAAUAGUAGACACAUUCCGAGGCCACAAGUUUGAGAUAAGCAGCACUCUGUCCAACUUGUUGAACAGUAAAGAAUUCCAUAUGGUGAAAUUAUCCCUCAGCGAAUCAGAGAUUAACAUAACAGAUCUUACUUGGGCGACCGAAGUGGCUGGAUAUCAGCGAAAUCAACAGAUGGGGAUGGGAAUCACAGGGGCAACAGGGAUGAUCAUACUAGUCCUGGCUAUUCUAACCUUAACAUACCAUGUGGCCAAAAUGAAUGCCGAACUUAAAAGACUAAUCGCAGGCACAAGCCACCUACCAUUCGAGCCCAGGAACAGGGAUAGAGCCAAGGCCUGAUGAUGCCACCCAAGAAUAACCGUAGAGACUAUCUUUUUAACGAUAUCUCCUAUAACACGUAGUCAAUAGAAUAAUUUUUCCCUCCCUUAUCGUUUUACCUUCCUUUAGAAUUUUUUU